This is a messenger RNA of Didymodactylos carnosus, 642 nucleotides long. The record is from the annotation of a GenBank genome assembly. NCBI's taxonomy places the organism in Eukaryota, Metazoa, Rotifera, Eurotatoria, Philodinida, Philodinidae.
AUGGGUUUUGACUGUAGUUUGAACUGGUUACAACAAAGUCAAGCCUAUCUAAUAUCUGCUAUUAUAUUCAUCUACCUCAUUCCAUUUAUAUUCUUAAUCUAUUCGAACAUUCGUAUUUAUCAAACACUACGUUUUCUCAUGUAUAAACGAAACGACGAACUAAGCGAUUACAUUCCUCUAUCCUCUGGAAUAAUGAGCGAAUGUGAACAAUCUGUUGAACCGCGAUUGAACAUUUGUUUUUGUAUUUUUAUUAGACAUCUUUGUACGAAAAUUGAUCGUAAUGCAAUCUCCUCACCGCCUCUCAGGUCUUCAACGACUACAAGUGAAAGUACACGACGAAUUCAACAAAAAUAUCGUGACGUUAUUGCAACAAGAGAAGCAAAUCGUUUAAAACGUCUAAAACUCGAUCGCCGUUUUGCAUUUACCACAUUUAUCAUGGUGGCACAGUAUAUAAUCUGUUGGACACCUUACUCAAUAAUAGCUAUAUUAAAAGUAUGUCGAAAAACAAACUUUAUUGAAAGACAUGAAAUACUAAUCGUUCUAUGUGCUACAUUAGCCAAAAUAUCGAUCAUCUUAAAUCCUGCCAUUUACAUUUAUACAACCAAAAUAUCAAAACCGGGUACACUGGAUGCUCUACGAUAG